Molecule: messenger RNA, 1056 nt
Organism: Oikopleura dioica
Lineage: Eukaryota; Metazoa; Chordata; Appendicularia; Copelata; Oikopleuridae
Source: the annotation of a GenBank genome assembly
AUGAAGCUUUUAGCGGCUCUUUCUGCCUGCGCCCUUGGCCAAUUCGCCGACGAUCCUUAUUUGGUCGAGGAAUUUAAUGAUUUGAACAACUGGAUCAUUGAUGUCGUGCCCAAUUCCCAUAACAAUGAGUACCAGUAUUACACCGAUCGAUCAAGAAACGUUCGAGUCGAAAACGGCCACCUCAUCCUUACCCCAUUGAGAGAGCAAUACGGUCACCGAGACUACACUUCUGGAAAAGUUCACUCCAAGUUUUACCAAAAAUACGGAAAGAUCGAAGUUCGAGCCAAAGUUCCUGGAGGCCGAGGGAUCUGGCCCGCAAUCUGGAUGAUGCCUCAAUUUGAUGUCUACGGUGGCUGGCCAGCAAGUGGAGAAAUCGAUAUUUGGGAAGGUCGAGGACAGAACCCGCAUGAUGUCGAGUCCACUAUCCAUUACGGUGCGAUCCCCUGCUGCGACAACCACCGAUACGAAGGAAGCGGUCCUCAGUACCAGCCAGAAGACAUCACUGAUUCCUACAACACCUACUCUCUGGAAUGGACACCAACCAACAUCCAAAUGAAGUUCAACGGUCGACUCGUCCACGCUGUCGACAUCGAUCGAAUCAUGCAAGCUCCAUUCUACAAGGAGCCAAGACAACCCUUCGAUCAAGAAUUCUACCUCAUCUUGAACGUCGCCGUCGGUGGCAACUUCCUCGAUGGCCCUGAUCCAUGGGACGAGUGGUAUUACCCACGAGCUGAGAUGUGGGUCGAUUCGGUCAAACUAUACGAGUACACUGGAGGCGAGAACCCUCUUCCUCAGGUCAAAUGCGUCGCCAACCCUGACUCCUCGGAGCAAGAACUUUGCGGCUCUGCCAAGUGGGCCUGCUACGAGCAGAACUACGCCCCAAACAUGCACCCCGCCUGCACUGCUGAGUGGCAAGACUGCUGCUACAACUACGGCAAAUGCUCCAAAGACAAGGUCGUCGAUCUCUGCACCGAGGUCUUUGAACAAUACGACUCCCAGCUCCGAGAUAACUACAGCUGCGACUUCAAUGGAAAUGCUUACAGAGUUUACUACUAA